UUGGUAAGGGAAUAAAAAAAAUAAAAAACAUAAAACACGUUUGAUUGGUGUUUGGCGAACGAAAAUUGAAAUAAGCCGACAACGAGUCUAGCCAGUUAGGCGUCAAUAGAAUUGAUUUUUCCAAAAUACAAAAAUAUUGUUAAAUUAACGUAACGUUAACUAAUUCUGUACAAUAAACAUGCAGAACGUAAUAAACAGCGUAAAGGGCACAGCUCUUGCAGUUGGAGAAUACUUGACCCCGGUUUUAAAGGAGUCGAAGUUUAAGGAAACUGGCGUGUUAACUCCUGAAGAAUUCGUAGCUGCUGGUGAUCAUUUAGUACACCACUGUCCUACAUGGCAGUGGGCCGGUGGGGACGAGACCAAAUCUAAACCAUAUUUGCCAAAAACCAAACAAUUUUUAAUUACCAGAAAUGUGCCCUGUUCGAGGAGGUGCGAGCAGAUGGAAUACUCCAGAGAUAUGGAAAAAAUUAUAGAGUCCGACGAUGCUGACAACGGUUGGAUAGAUACUCAUCAUUACGAUAAAGAAUUAUCAACAUCCUUAGAAAAUAAAGUAUCGGAAAUGACACUGGAAAGUACAAAAUCUGAAAGCAUGGAAGACGCUGCUUUAAACAGCGAAAACGAUGAUAAAGAAAAUGAUGAAGAAGAUGAUGAUGAGGAGGCAGCAGAUAUGGAAGAAUUUGAAGAGAGUGGAAUGCUUGAAGAUGACCAGGUUGUUAAAGUAGUGGAGCCAGUUGAUGAAAAAAAGAGCUCUUCUGAAGAAGGAGAAAUAAUACAUACGAGAACUUACGAUCUCCAUAUUACUUAUGACAAGUACUAUCAAACACCUAGAUUGUGGUUAACAGGAUAUGACGAGAAACACCAACCUUUAUCUGUAGAUGAACUGUACGAAGAUGUUAGUAAAGAUUAUGUACAGAAAACUGUUACAAUGGAAACGCAUCCCCACCUUAGUGUGCCUAAAAUGGCUUCAGUUCACCCGUGUCGACAUGCUGAAGUGAUGAAGAGCAUCAUAGAAACUGUAAUGGAAGGUGGGGGUGAAUUAGGAGUGCAUAUGUAUUUAAUCAUUUUCUUGAAAUUCAUGCAAUCUGUUAUACCAACAAUAGAAUAUGAUUACACUCAAAACUUUACAAUGUAAAAUUUUUGAAUUUAAAUAUUUAUAACUAAAAGUAGAGUCGCUCUGCGCCAGAGUGGCCCAACUGCGAAAUUGUGUUAUCCUGGUAUAAACCGUGCAAAGUGCUGCAUACUUUCUAAAUUUCAAGUCCACAUUGGCCCAAAUAGCGCAAGUAUGCACGCUAAUUCUAUUAGUGAAAU
Messenger RNA from Phyllotreta striolata, 1308 nucleotides. The record is from the annotation of a GenBank genome assembly. Lineage: Eukaryota; Metazoa; Arthropoda; Insecta; Coleoptera; Chrysomelidae.